AUGUUACCCGUGUACCCGAACAAAAUCUUGCUUGAACUAGCUCUUGGAAGUGGCUGGGCAAAGAAGGAAUUUAAACGUGUAUAUGAUGAGGCAAUGGAAAAAAUGGGUGAACAAAAACAACGUAUUUUUGAAGGUCAUCAGCCUGUACCAUCUCCAGAAAAUAACAAUUUCUCUUAUCAUCUUGAUCAUCCACCAUAUAAACUUGGUAUUACUAAUUCACCAUACCUAAAACUUAUGGAUGCUGGUGUAUCCAAUGAUUCACCAGUUUACCCGAUGACUCGUCCUGCAAGAAAAACCGAAAAUGUUGUCCGUUUUGAUUGUUCAAGUGUAAUUGUUGGUCGUGAAUUAUUUGAAAAAGAACAAAAAGAAUUUUGUGAAAUUAGAGGAUUUGAACGUAAUGCUCGUGAUACUACUAACAAAUAUUGUGAAAUUCAUGAUUAUACACCAAAUGGUAAAAGUAAUGGUUAUUGUCCACCUGCUGAACAUCCAUUUACUUUAUGUUAUUUCCCAUAUUUACCUAAUGAUAAAGUUGAUCCAAAGUUUAUACCAGCUACUGAAAAAUUCAUGGCUUUUAAUAAUUUCGUUUAUACUUCUGAACAAGUUGAUAAAACUGUUAAGUUAGCUAGACAAAAUUGGGAUGAUGGUCAUCAAAAGGUUAAAGAUGUUAUUAUUGAUGUAUGGAAAAAGAAGAAAGCUGCUAGAUUAAGUGGUGGAAAAUAA
Molecule: messenger RNA, 720 nt
Organism: Dentiscutata heterogama
Lineage: Eukaryota; Fungi; Glomeromycota; Glomeromycetes; Diversisporales; Gigasporaceae
Source: the annotation of a GenBank genome assembly